UGAGAUGAAAAUCCGAUCUGAAGAAGCCGAAGAAGCAGAGAGACAGAAAGACUAGAGCAAACAGAAAAGUAGAAAUUCUCACUUUUUAUUCUGUGUGCGGUGAUUAUUAUUUGAUUUUUCAAUACAAUUUUAUAUUGAAAGCCUGUUGUUUGUAAAUUAUUUGUUACAAUUGUUUGUUGACCGUCUGUUACGCGUAUUACUUAAUCCAUCGAACUGGGUUAGAAUCCGGAAAAGUGAAAUUUUUGUCGGCGACUUUCAUCCUCUGCAUCCAUCAUCUUUUACCUACCAAAAUCAUCAGUGGUUUCGAGCUAAAAGGGGAAAAAAGCAUUGGCUUAUCGAGUUUGCCAUUAGCAGAGUACAAAAUGAGUUUCUUGUUCCGAUCCAGUAAAACCUUCAAGCCGAAAAAGAAUAUACCGGAGGGUACUCAUCAGUAUGAUCUCAUGAAACAUGCUGCCGCUACGUUGGGAUCUGGAAACCUUCGCAACGCUGUACAGCUUCCAGAUGGAGAAGAUCUUAAUGAAUGGGUUGCGGUGAAUACUGUGGAUUUCUUCAAUCAAAUCAAUAUGUUGUACGGUACUAUUACGGAGUUUUGCACUGAAGAUUCGUGCAGCAUUAUGUCAGCCGGUCCGAAAUACGAGUAUCAUUGGGCAGAUGGGCAAACGGUCAAGAAACCAAUCAAAUGCAGUGCUCCCAAAUACAUUGAUUAUCUGAUGACCUGGGUCCAAGAUCAGCUAGACGACGAAACUCUGUUUCCUUCAAAAAUCGGUGUUCCUUUUCCUAAAAACUUCAUUCAAAUAGCUAAAACCAUACUCAAGCGACUGUUUCGCGUGUACGCUCACAUCUACCAUCAACAUUUCUCCGAAGUCGUGCGAUUGAGUGAGGAAGCCCAUUUAAACACCUCAUUCAAGCACUUUAUCUAUUUUGUUCAGGAAUUUAAUUUAAUAGACCGACGAGAAUUGGCACCACUGCAGGAUCUGAUUGAUAAACUCAUCACUAAAGACGGUCGAUAAGUACUCGAAAACAGCGCAAACAAAAAACAAGCGAACAACAUGAACAAAUAACUACACCGUAUUUCAGUAGUAAUAACCAUUUACUGUAAUGUCAUGUUUUAAAAAUCAUCUUCAAAUCAUUUUUCUUCUUUCGAUAGGCGCCACUGUACCUAUGUUGUACGUAUUUUGUUCGUGUAGCGUUCCAAAACCUCGUCCACUAUUUCACAGUUUUAUUUUAGUUAUUUAAUGUGUUAUUUUAAAAUUACGCAAACUGUAGAAUAAAUGUUAUUUUUGUGUAUACAAUGAAGUAAGAGAAACAAGAGCUCAUCCACAAUUAAUAUGUAGAUAUUUAUUUUGGAAACAAGCUACCUACAUAUUUUGUGAGACUUUUAAAGUAAGAUAUGUAGUGACGUACAGAAUCCUAACGAUCCAUCUUACAUCGUCUUGCUUACGUUUUGUUUCAAUUACGCAGUAAUCUCAACCUGGCAAUUACCGCGCUCGAUGCGUUUAAAACCUACGAAAUGGCGGACGUAGAUAUCAUAUCUUAUGUAAACAGUUAAAUCUGAUAAAUUAAUGCUUAUUCUAGAAGAUUCCAUCUGCGUUUAGCCUCCCCAAAUUGUUUGCGAUACCAACUAGUUAUCAUAAAGGAUUCUAAAUGCUCCUAAUAUGGCUGAGGUGAUCACCGCAGAGGCAUUAUUAAAACUGAUAAGAGCUGCAUAAUAUCUAUAUACAACAAUAAUGUGUAACGAUCAAAUUGCGUAAUUUGAUGUACGACGACUGAUAAAAUAUGAAAUGGAAAUAUAAAUUUGUAUGAAAUAAA
Aedes aegypti (yellow fever mosquito) is the source of this 1809-nucleotide messenger RNA. It is a transcript of the gene mats, whose product is annotated as MOB kinase activator-like 1. The transcript has 3 exons. NCBI's taxonomy places the organism in Eukaryota, Metazoa, Arthropoda, Insecta, Diptera, Culicidae. Gene Ontology annotation, biological process: positive regulation of protein phosphorylation; hippo signaling. Bases 363 to 1010 code for a protein of 215 amino acids. Gene Ontology annotation, cellular component: cytoplasm; nucleus. The record is from RefSeq and is a predicted model, not a curated record. Gene Ontology annotation, molecular function: protein kinase activator activity.